AUCACAUCACUUUAGAAAUGAAAUUCAGUUCUAUCCACGCUGUAGAACAUUCUGCCACUGAGUGCACAUUCUCUGCCUGGUCUUUCAAACGCAAACACAGCUUGAAAUCUCGCAGUCUCCUCCUUGCUACAAUAGCACACGCAGGCUACAGAUCAUCCCUGUGGAUUAAGGGUAUCCUUGGCAUGUAUAAACACAGUGUGACAGCCUGGCUCUGAUAGGGUUAAAGAUGGGUGCCACUGUUGCCCCUUAAACAAGCAAGACAACCUGUCAAGCCAACAAAAGAAAACCCAAUUUGUCUGGCCAUUGUUUGUCAGCUUUUGGGGCUGGGAAAAUGAUGCCUCUGAACAUAGACUCCACGCACUGGCUUGGCAGCAUGGAUUAAAGAGAGCCCCAUGAUCAUCGGCCAAGCAAAACACUGCCAUUUCAUAUACAGUAAGCAGUAGGAGAAUGCUAAACUCAACUGGGGUUCCCUGUCAAUAGCACCAACUAGAUCACCAGCUCCACCAAUUACCCACACCAUGGAUCUCUCUUUCAUGGCUGCACAGCUUCCUGUGAUGGGAGGAGCUUUUAUGGAUUCACCUAUUGAGGACUUUGGAACAGAAUACUCCUUAUUUAACUCAUCAGCUAAUGUGCAUGCAGCUGCGUCAGUCCAGAGCCAACCAGAAGAGCCACCUCGCUCCUCAAAUGACGCCAUUUUGUUAUGGAUUGCUAUAAUUGCCACAAUUGGUAAUAUUGUCGUUGUUGGAGUGGUGUAUGCCUUCACCUUCUAAGAAGAC
Messenger RNA from Xenopus laevis (African clawed frog), 776 nucleotides. RefSeq lists its product as uncharacterized. The record is from RefSeq and is a predicted model, not a curated record. Bases 519 to 770 code for a protein of 83 amino acids. The transcript is spliced from 2 exons. NCBI's taxonomy places the organism in Eukaryota, Metazoa, Chordata, Amphibia, Anura, Pipidae.